Molecule: messenger RNA, 2405 nt
Organism: Gigantopelta aegis
Lineage: Eukaryota; Metazoa; Mollusca; Gastropoda; Neomphalida; Peltospiridae
Product: dimethylaniline monooxygenase [N-oxide-forming] 4-like
Exons: 2
Coding region: 299-1858 (519 amino acids)
Molecular function (GO): flavin adenine dinucleotide binding; NADP binding; N,N-dimethylaniline monooxygenase activity
Source: RefSeq, a predicted model, not a curated record
GAGCACGUUAAAGUAGUUAUCUAUCUAUCUAUCUAUCUAUCUACAAUACACAUUGAACCGAAUGACCACUCCGGGAAUAUUAUGUUAAAAUAAUUUGCAAACGUUUGGCAAAAAAUGGCUGACUGAACGUAGUCAUUGGGUAAGGUCAGCCAGCCGUUUGUCCAUCAACUCUUGCUGGCUUAUUUGUACUCAACACAUUAAAUCGAAUGACUAUUUCGGGAACCAGCGAAAAUAGUUUGCACACAUCUGUAGGCUCGGUGAAAACUGUUUGUGUUAUUCCAUUGCUUAAUCUGAUGAAAUGGAGGGAGUACAAAACACGUUUCUUAAAAAGAUCUACGACAUACUUAUUCAAGGCGACCACAAUGACAUAAAACUUGUUUUCCAAGAUGGUUUCUUGACAGGAAGUAAAAUAUGUCUGACAGCACUUUCGUCCUUUUUUGAAGCAAUGUUUUCGUCUGACAUGUUGGAGAAGAACACUGGAGUGGUCACGUUGCCGACAGUGUCUAAACACACCUUUGACGAUGUCCUUAAAUUUCACUUUCUUGGUGAGGACAUCAUCAGCGACGUCAACUGUCUUCUGCUGUUUGAUGUCGCUGAGAUGUUACAGCUGGAUGACCUGAAGUCUCGCUGUCUGGGUUAUCUGAACAACAGUCGUACACUGACCACAGAAAACUGCAUUUACAUGUGGAGAUCAUUUAAGCAGUACGGCUUGGAUGAUCUUGUUACAAAAGCGUUAAACUACAUAGUCAAGAACAUAAAGAAACUUUCAGAGAAGGGAUUGGUCAUGGAUCUGACAAAAGAUGAAUAUCUCGAAGUGUUGUCUCAGGAUGCUUUGUCACAGAAGGAAGAGGACGUUCUUCGUGAUGUUCAAAUGUGGUUGAAGAAAAACAAUUCUUCAGUUGAAACUAUGGUCGAUCUAUUCAAGCAAAUCAGAUUUGAGCACGUCAGUUUCGACUAUUUGAUUGAUAACGUCGAGUGUACAAGCUUUGUUAAAGAGCAUAAAUCGUUACAGCAAGUGGUUCGGGAGGGAAUCAGAAGUCACUAUUACUACAAUAAGGAGAUGAACUCCUUUUUUGACAACAGGUUUUCAGGAAAAAUAGUUGAUGCUGUGUUCAUCAUUAACGACCAUGAGCCUCUGACUGUCGCCUGUUUAACUGACAACAGUUGGUAUGAAUUAGAGUCAUCGUUUUAUUCAGCAGGUCAGUGCUUUUCAGCAGCUGUUUUGGGAAAAUCAAUUUACAUUACUGGGGGCUCGUCAUCUCCAAAAUCAACAGCUGUAUAUAACGUACAGAGAAAGACGUGGAGUCGUGGUCCAGAUCUCAAACAUGAUCACAUUGGACACUGUAUGGCUGUUCUAGACGAAACACUGUAUGCGAUUGGAGGACGGUACAGUAACACUAUAGAACAGCUGCAGAUGGGACAGUACGAGUGGCAGAAGGUCGGAGAUCUUGGAUGUUCACGACAAUGUCCAUGUGCUGAAGUUGUUGGAGAAAAUAUUCUGGUGAUGGGUGCAUUGUUGAAUAGAAAUAUAACAAAUAUGGUGCAAUGCUUCAACACAAAAACACACGCUGUCUGCACACUCAAACUCAACAUAACUUUGAUCAGUGGGGCACCGACCCGGUCAUAUUUGGACAUGCCAAACCUGUAUUUAGUACACGGCAACGGUGCUGUUGACGCCAUUCACAUCGCAGACUCGAACACACCAACGUUAACAGCUGGACGUGUUGCACAAUAUGCAUUUUGGAUUUGUUGUCCGAGAUGGCAGCAUCGUCGUUAUUUCCCGAAACGGUCUGGAGAAGUUGAACAUCAAAGAUGGUUCCAAAGAAUCCCUCAAUUUCGAUACUACACGGUCACUUGAUAGCUUCUUUUGUACUGUACACAUGCGGAUACCACGUUUCUGUUUGCAGUAAAAUGACACUAAACACGAACAAAAAAAACCCGUUAUGUUCAGUUUGGUCUUCUAAAAUUAGUUAUACUUAAUAUCAGUAACUGUUGGUAAUACUUAGAGUUGACAGGUGAACGUGUUGCUCUGUGACAGAUAACACCAACAGCUGAACGUGUUGCUCUGUCUGACAGAUAACACCAACAGAUGAACGUGUUGCUCUGUCUGACAGAUAACACCAACAGCUGAACGUGUUGCACUGUCUGAUAAAUACAGAUAUAUUUUCGAGUUGUAACCAAAGAUGGCAGUGUUAUUGUUGCUUCCAUAAAUGUUCUACAGAGUCUGACCCACACAAAUGGUUCCAAAUGCAUCUCACUAUAUAAUACCGAAUUCGAUAGACGUGUUCGAGGUGCACCGAACUAUUGAUAGAGAAGUUAACACCACAAGUCCUGUGAUUGGUUAUAAAUGUGAGUGUGUUGGUUGUAGAAAAAAUUAGUUUCAACUGGGCUAAAAAUGUAUGCAA